AUGAUCGUGCAGCCGAUGCCAAAGUCGCUACCGAGGCUGUGGGCGAUUUUGCUGGCCGCCCUGUGCAUCAGCUGUCUCCCGAUCGGAACCUUUGCGUUCCCGCAGCAGUCGCCAGCCCCAACUGUCGCCCACCACAAACGAGACGACUGCUCCUCGGCGACCAUCCCCACACCAUUGCCGACCACCACUGUUCCCGCGAUCGCAUCGGCCAGCACAACGUACCUCACCAGCUACUACUGGACAACGAUCGUCGCAACAACUACCGUCAACGGCGUCACGACGGUGACGCUGGUGCCGUCCGCUGUACCGACAGUCGUUCCGGUCAUCUUCAGCGGCGACAUCUCCUUCGGCAUGGGUCCUGUCAACGCCGCCACAGUGAUCUUGGGCGUUUUGCUCAUCGUGAUUGGGGGCGUCUUGCUCUUCAUGGGACACCGCCUCUUCCGGUUCACGCUAUUCCUGGCCGGAUUCGUAUCGUGGGGUGUCCUUGCCUACGUUGUCAUAUCGCAUAUCGAACCCCCAGAGGGCUGGCCGAACCGAGAAUGGAUCUACCUCGGCGGAUGUGUCCUGGCUGGCGCCGUCGGCGGAGGGCUCUACGCCUGGCAGUGGAAGCUUGGCUUGGUCGGCAUCGGUGCCCUGACCGGCCUGUCCUUUGCUCUGUUUCUGCUGUCGUGGAGGACCGGAGGACUGGUCGACUCACUGGCAGCCCGAUAUAUCAUCAUGGUCAUUUUCGUUAUUAUCGGAGUUGUUGUGUCGUUCUACUUUGAAAAGCACGUCAUCAUCCUCGGGACAUCGCUGGUUGGCGCAUUCGCCAUCGUCGAGGGCUUUGAUUUUUUCCUCAACACUGGAUUUUACCAAGCCUCGCGGGUGUUUUUCGCCACAAAUGCCAUGAAGAGCGUCGGGACGUUUGUGGUCAACAACAACGUCUACGGAAUGCUCGUGGCUGUGAUUAUCUUGUGGAUCAUUGGCAUUUUGGUGCAGUACCGCAUCAAUCGCGGCAUCAGCUUCGUCUCCAAGAAAAAGUAG
Molecule: messenger RNA, 1023 nt
Organism: Polychytrium aggregatum
Lineage: Eukaryota; Fungi; Chytridiomycota; Chytridiomycetes; Polychytriales
Exons: 5
Coding region: 1-1023 (340 amino acids)
Cellular component (GO): plasma membrane
Source: RefSeq, a predicted model, not a curated record